Trematosphaeria pertusa is the source of this 597-nucleotide messenger RNA. RefSeq lists its product as uncharacterized. NCBI's taxonomy places the organism in Eukaryota, Fungi, Ascomycota, Dothideomycetes, Pleosporales, Trematosphaeriaceae. The transcript is spliced from 3 exons. Bases 1 to 597 code for a protein of 198 amino acids. The record is from RefSeq and is a predicted model, not a curated record.
AUGGCCGAUAAACCCUCAACGAACAUUAAGCGUCGAGAGUCCAGAACUCCUACGUACAACCAUAUGAAGUAUCUCUACGUUGGAGUCGGACUUGGCACCGCUGGUGUGCUAGUCGAUUGGAUGAUCCACUUCCUCGGACUAGCAGCCGCAAUACUCUUCGGCGUUUGGGCGCCUAUGUCCUACCAAGCCACCAUCGACAGAAACGCAGACAACAACGUUACGCAGAGCCAAAUGUUGAACAAGCUGGAUAGGCUCGACGAAUUGAAUCGCCUGGAUCAUCUAGAUGUGUUGGAAGAGAUGCAAGAGAAGAUUCAGGGUCUGGCUGUUCUGAGAGCGGUGGAAUUUUGCGCCAGGCUGCAGAGUGUCGGCGUGCGAAGAGCUGCUCUCGUCCGGACUGCGAAUCCGAUAACCACGAAUCCAAUAACCGCCUCUUUCUCUUCUCCUUCUCCUACUGCAGCUCCUGGCGGCGGAGCCAAUGGGACCGGUAGAGGCACGAAUCCAAUCGCGGUUGCUUUGGGUGCGAUAUUUGGCGGUAUAGCGCUCAUCGCGCUAGUGGUUGGAACUCUAUACUGGAGGAAGAAAGCGAUGCAGAAAUGA